Nicotiana attenuata is the source of this 6243-nucleotide messenger RNA. Its product is annotated as putative pentatricopeptide repeat-containing protein At2g02150. The record is from RefSeq and is a predicted model, not a curated record. Lineage: Eukaryota; Viridiplantae; Streptophyta; Magnoliopsida; Solanales; Solanaceae. Gene Ontology annotation, molecular function: protein binding. Bases 167 to 2464 code for a protein of 765 amino acids. The transcript has 3 exons.
AACAGUACAAUGUCUAUUUGGUAGUGUCAGAUUAGCACGAGGCCCUGGACUGGUUGUAUUUCACAUCUCCGCUGCUUAAACCCUAAAAAAAACUCAGCAGCAGCAGCAGAAGCGGCCCCUAUUCACACCCAUACCUUAAAACAUUGUGUGUGUUGGGUAGCAAUGAAUGGAGUCAAUUACUGAAGCUCUACUUUUGUAUUUGUAUGCUCACGCCAUGUUAAUUUUUGUUCGCGGCCUAUUCAGAAAGUCUCAGCGCCGUGUAAGCCAUUUGUUAGCUUCUCCUACUUUAUCAUCUACUACUACUACUCCCUUCAUUCCAUUCCCGCAAAACUUGUUCUUCUUUGUCAACAGUUUCCUUUGCUUAUUCAGAUACUCAUUUUCCACAAAUAAUACUUCUACUUUUAAUGCCGACUCUAUAGAAAAUAUCAUACGGGAAGAGAAAUGGGAUGAUUUUAGGAUUGUGAGACUCUUUGACUCUGCUUUAGCUCCUAUUUGGAUCCCCAAAAUCCUUUUGGCACUGAAACAAGAACCAAGGUUAGUUUUGAAGUUUUUCAAGUGGGCCAAAACGCAGACUGCUUUUGUUCAUACUGCGGAGAGUUAUUGUAUUGUAGCUCACAUUUUGUUCUGUUCUAGAAUGUAUAGUGAUACACUUGAUGUUCUAAAAGAGCUGGUUACUUUGAGUGAUGCUAAAAAGGUGUUGCCUUGUUCCCAUGUACUUGAUGUUCUUUGGUCAACGAGGAACACUUGUGUGCCGGGGUAUGGGGUGUUUGAUGCAUUAUUUAGUGUUCUAAUUGAGUUAGGGUUGCUUAAGGAGGCUAGUGACUGCUUUUCAAGGAUGACAAGUUUUAGAGUUCUUCCCAAAGCGCGGUCUUGUAAUUAUCUUUUGCACAGACUCUCAAUGUUAGGCCAUAAAAGCUCAUGCUUGAAGUUCUUCGAGGAUAUGAUUGAGUCUGGAAUUAUUCCAACAGUGUACACCUACAAUAUAAUGAUUGGCUAUUUAUGUAAGGAUGGGGACUUGAAUGCUGCAAAAAGGUUAUUCACUCAGAUGAAGGAUAUUGGCAUUGAUCCAGAUAUAAUUACAUACAAUUCUCUCAUUGAUGGAAUUGGUAAGCAUGGGGAACUAGACGAUAUGGUUUCUCUAUAUGAAGAAAUGAAGAAAGUUGGAUGUUUUCCUGAUGUAGUAACAUAUAAUACACUGAUCAAUUGUUUUUGUCGAUCUGGAAGGAUGGUAUUAGCAUUUAAGUAUCUGCAUGAGAUGAAGAAAAGUGGCUUGAAGCCCAAUGUUGUUACUUAUAGCAUAUUUAUCGAUGUUUUUGCCAAAGAAGGGAUGUUACAAGGAGCUAUCAAGUUCUUUGUUGACAUGAGGCGGGUUGGUCUUGCUCCUAAUGAAUUUACUUAUACUUCGUUGAUUGAUGCACAUUUUAAAGCUGGUAAAGUUGAUGAAGCUUUGAAACUUGUUAAAGAGAUGCUAGAGGUAGGAGUUAAGUUAAAUGUUGUGACCUACACGACAUUGGUUGACGGUUUUUGUAAAGAAGGGAAAAUCAAGAAAGCUGAAGAAGUUUUUAUGGUCAUGCUGAAGGAUGGGAUUAUCCCAAAUUUAGAAGUCUAUACUGCUCUCAUCCUUGGGUAUAUCAAAUCAAAAAGGCUAGUGGAUGCUAUGAAAAUUUUGGAGCAAAUGAAAGAAAAUAAUAUCAGACCAGACACAUUACUCUAUGGAAUAGUUUUAUGGAGUUUCUGCUCUGAUGAGAAGUUUGAAGAAGCCAAGGUUUUAUUUGAUAAAAUAAAGGGACUUGGAAUAGAAGCAAACUAUGUCAUAUACACAAUACUUGCUGAUGCUUACUUUAAGGCUGGAAAACCCAUAGAAGCACAGACUCUGCUAAACGAAAUGCAGGAAAGAGAUAUUUCCCCUACUAUUGUGACGUAUUCUGCAUUAAUUGAUGGCUUGUGUCGGUUGGGAUUUGUCCACGAAGCAAUGGACCAUUUCCAUUCAAUGCCAAAAAUGGGUUUGCAUCCUAAUAUUGUGGUCUAUACAGCUCUUAUUCAUUGCUUCUGUAGAAAUAAAUGUCUAGAGGCGGCAGAAAAGCUGUUUGAUGAAAUGCUUGGCAAAGGUAUACUUCCAGAUAAAAUAGUUUAUACAUCCUUGAUUGAUGGAAACCUAAAGCAGGGAAAUAUUCAAGAUGCUUUAGAUUUGCGAAGGAGAAUGACCGAAAGUGGUUUGGAGCUUGACCUUCAUGCCUACACUGCUUUGAUUUGUGGGCUUUCGGAAAAUGGCCAGGUGCCUCAGGCAAGAAUUUUUUUUGAUGAGAUGAUUGACAAGGGCGUUAAACCUGAUAAGGUUGUAUAUUCAUGUCUUAUAAGAAAAUAUCAAGAGAUCGGUAAUCUAGAAGAAGUUCUUGCGUUGCAAAAUGAAAUGAUGAAAAGAGGACUGGCGUCGGUUACAAGUAGUCAACUAUGCAGUUCAUAAUAUGCAAACCUGAGAAAUAGUAUUUUUCUUCUCUGGUUCUAUCAUUGAAGAGGUUGGAUUAUACUGUGUCUUUUCUCAUAUCCGAUUCAACCCCAUCUCAAUACUGAGGUGAUACCAUUCAUUAUUGUGCUGAGAGAAUUAUCGGCUUGUCCCCUGGGUUUGAUCCUCCCGGGAAACAGAGGAAAGGCGGUAACAACAACAUACCCAGUAUAUUCCCAUACUUGGGGUCUGGGGGUAGUGUGUACGCAGACCUUACCCCUACCUAGUACCUAGUGAAGGUAGAGACUUUGUUUCCAAUAGAAAGGCGGUAAGUUGUCUCACAAUUGGUGCUUAACAUUGGGUUGGAAAUGUUGCAUUUGGGUUUGAUGUCUUCUUAUUGAAAAGAAAAGGUAUACAGAUUAUGCUAAAUAUCAAAAGAAAAAGACUAAAUUGAUUAAUACAAAUCCCACGAAACAUAGGAUUAAUACAUACUUUACUCCUCAAACGUGGACAAAAAUCCUUUACUUUUCUUCGUGUCUAUUUCCCAUAGCAAAAGCCCCACGAAAAUGCCAUGUGGCAUGUGCGUCGCUGCAUCACUUACCAGCCCAAGCAAAGCGUGCAAGGGUUAAAAAUCUGUCAAAAUCCCAUUUUUCAAAGAUUUUUCAGCUUGUUUUCUUCUUUUUAGAUGCUACCUCUUUUUUUACACUUUUUUUUUGGCCUUAUUGUAUAUUCUUUUCCUUUUCUUUAUUUUCUCUUUCCUUCUUUCUUUUUCUACUCCAAUAGUUCUUAUCCUCUGAACUCUCCGGUACGCCGUUGCUCCAGUAAGCAACCACUAUAGGGUGCACACUUUACUGUUAACCACAUGAGCUCAACCAUGUUGAACGCAGCAACUAGAGGUGCAUACUCUACUGUUAGCCACAUGAACUCAACUGCGGUCCAGUUAAGCAGAAGCUCUCUUGGUCACUUGAUUCCCAAGAUUUCUCAGAGGGAAGUUAGGAAGAAGGAACGAGAAAGCAGGGAAAAGAUACAAAAGAUAAGGAUAAUGAAAUAGAUCCUUUGUUUCUCAUGCAUAUUUUGCAUUCUUUUUGGUUUUAAAUCUGUUAAUGGGAAAAUGGGUUUGUUACCGGCAAAGUUUGUCGAGAAAAAGUGAUGGUAGAAGGCCCACAGGGUUAUGGGAAUGAAAAUAGAGAAAGAUUUCUACAGAGACUGCCAAGAUUUGGUCCAGCCAAAAUUUCAACCAAGAAAAGGGCAAUGGGAAAAGGGGGUUUUCGCCGGUAAAUUUGGCUUGGAAAAAUGGUGGAAAGCUAGCAAGGAUGGACCUUUUUUCAUUUUUUUUCCAUGACGUGUCAUGAGUGGUGCGUAUCAUGUACUUCCAAGAGGGAGUGGUCUUAUGUCAUCUAGGAGGGUCUUAGACAUGGAUUUUGCAGAAUUAAGAAGGAUGCCACGAAGAAAAGGUGUGUAAAUGGGAUUUCUGUGCAAACUGGAGGACUAAUGUAUGUAUUAAGCCUAACUCUGUGAUUUUCUUGUGGGAAACUAGGACUUUACCUUACUUAUAAAAGAAAAAAUUUCUUGAAUUUUCAUUUACCAAGGCUUAAAUAAUUGGAAUAUUUUUCUCUUUAAAUAUUUAAGUGAGAUAAGAUGACGAUUAUUUUAUUUUAUUAUUAAAUGUUAUAUCAGUCAUACUUUUGAAUCUGUAUAAAAAUGGUUUGAAAGGAAAUUGUUUUUCCUCCUUUUUCUGUGUGGUCAGCGGAGAUCAGCAUAAACCCAAAAGUAUGAAGAUGUAGAAGCCCACACAGAAAUGAUAGAUAUUUUGGAAAUAUAAGUUAAAUCAUUUAUUUUUUUUCGUUUUUUGGAUAACUGCAACAUAGAGAGAAGAUUAUGACCAGUCAUUGUUUCAUGUGUCAGAAAAAGACAAUAAAUAUCUUUUCUGCGUUGUACAGUGGACAGAAGUGUUGGAGAACUACACCACACUCAAUUUCGAGUUCAAAUUGAAAGCGAAAUGGUAGGAUGCCCUGAGGAUGAAUCUGAAGCCAUUCAGUGAGAUGCAUUGUCGGAGAUGUCUCUCUUCCUUCUUUUUCCCUUCGUCUUUGGUGCAUGAGAAUCUAUGUUGCUCAGAUGCGGGUACUCAAUACGAGUGCGGAUGGAGGUUGGAUUUUUCAUAACAUAAGUUUUUGGAUUUGGGGUUAUGGAUCUGAGUACAAAUACAGGUGCUGGGAUACUGUCAAUAAAUGUGCAUUGAAGCAUAUAUGAGUAUAUAAAUGAUUAGUAAACCUUAUUGAGCUAAAACUAAUAAAAUAUAAUUCUUAAUAAAUACGUAAUUUUUUAUUCAUAAGAUUUCUCGUGUAAUAGUAAUGCGUUCUCAUACUUUGUAUAACUAUCUACGUAUGAUAUAAACCCAAAACUCAAAUCAAGUAGAUGUAGUCAAAGCAUCCAAGGUAAGUUGACCAAAUCCAAUGUGGACCCCUCCUCCUCCACUCACACGCAAAUCGUGUUGGAUCGACAUGGGUGCGGAAGGGAUUUGAAGGGCCCGAGCAACAUAUGUGAGAAUGGAGAGUAACAGGAAUUUUUGAGGGCCCUUCCUAGGAGCUUCUUUGGAGGGUUUGUAGGCGUUUCUUAACGUUAGCUUUAACAUUACUACGAUGGGAUUAGACUAGAGAGCCUCUAUGGUUCUAUUUCCUUCUUAAUUCUCUUAUCUGGUAAUUUGGGAACGUAUUUUUUUGAUUGUUGGUAAUGUGGGGAUGUAUUGUCUUACCUUAUCACAUCUCUCUUUUCCAUAUCUAUCAAUAAAAUCCUUCCUCCAAGAACUAGCACUGUAAUCUGUUGUUAGUAAGGCUCCAAGUUAAUAAAUCGGCUAAGACCAUAAUAGUAUUAUGCUUUUGAUUUUUCAAUUGGCUUUUCAACUUCUAUGAACUCUACUGUUGUGUGGGCCUGACUUAGCUUAUUCUCUUGUUUUUGGCGAACUAUAAUGUCAAGCGCUUAUCCAGGAGCACACCCAUGAUUUUUUCUGGAGCUCAAUACUUGCUUGAUUGUGGAGACCUGGAGAAAUAUCAAGUAUCACUGUAAGUGGUGGAUCUUGAGGAAUUUCUACAACAAUGUGAGUGUCAAGAUAUAUCAUAAUAUCACCACGAGACGGCAGGGCCAAGAUAUUUUAUAUUGUCAUGGUCCAAGCAUGAAGUUGUUGAAGUCAUUCAUUCAGAGCCCUAGGUUUUAGCUCAAUCUUCACAAGAUGAACUGAGCAAGAGGGAUAACUGACCGAGAGGGAGGUUAAGGGGACUCUGUCCUGAAGACUGAGGGGACUAACAUGAAGUAGUGGUCAGUGACAUGAAAACAAGGCUCCUUUUUUUGAAUGGCAGUGGUGAAAAACUACUGGUUUGGUCCUUGAAGCAGCUAUUAGUUAAACAAAGAUUAUCGAGGACCACAGUUCAAAUUUCAGUGGAUUCAAAAAGCACUAGGUGAUUUCUUCCUAACUGUCUUAACCUUGUUGGAUAGAGUUAACGAAUACGGCGAGAGAUAGCAGGAACUCGGUGGUUAGUUGAGGACACCAGCUAUCAAGAAAAGUUACAGUGAGAUAUUGUUGGAAAAUUCCUUAGUAUAAUAAUUACGAUUUCAAUUUAGAUUUUUGGCCUAUUUGUAUAGGGUCGUUUUUUUUCUAAACUCAAGCUAUUAUGCUAUGAGGAUCUGAUUCAUCAAUGUACUUUAAAACAAAAGAAGCACGAAUCUGAUUUAUCAAUGUAAUUGCUCUGAUAUGGCCAAUAUUUAGUUGGCCGAGUGUGUUAGCUUCUGGUUUGAGGCUAUGCCAA